Messenger RNA from Syngnathus acus (greater pipefish), 2972 nucleotides. It is a transcript of the gene tnfrsf11a, whose product is annotated as tumor necrosis factor receptor superfamily, member 11a, NFKB activator. The record is from RefSeq and is a predicted model, not a curated record. Gene Ontology annotation, cellular component: external side of plasma membrane. The transcript is spliced from 11 exons. Gene Ontology annotation, biological process: multinuclear osteoclast differentiation; lymph node development; ossification. Gene Ontology annotation, molecular function: tumor necrosis factor receptor activity; cytokine binding. NCBI's taxonomy places the organism in Eukaryota, Metazoa, Chordata, Actinopteri, Syngnathiformes, Syngnathidae. The coding region runs from base 211 to 2142 and encodes 643 amino acids.
AGCUCUUAGUCACACAAUUGACUCGGGUGACUCAUGGGUCAUGUCUGUUUCCUUAACAAGUGGAAGCAACAAUACUGUUGAAAGAAGGCGUGAGUGACCGGAGAAAGGAAGGCGCGAGAAUGCCCUGUGGCACGGAGUGCACGCUCCCGCGCACCUGAGGAGUAAUUCGCUGAGAGGUGCUGAAAACUUUGUCCUCAUCACACGGCAGAUAUGGAACUAAACUUUCCCUCAAGGUGGAUAUUCCCAUGCUGGAUGGCAUGCAUCCUGGUUGCCUAUCAUGCACAGAACGCAGCCUCCAAGUCUCUUCAAUGUGGCGAACAGCAGUACUUAAAGGGCACAAGAUGCUGCAAUAAGUGUAAACCAGGCUUACGUGUCUUUUCAGAUUGCACUGAAUCCCAUCAGACCAAAUGUGUUAAAUGUGGUCAUGGGGAGUACCAGCCCUACUGGACCCAAGAGACCCGUUGCCUCCAGCAGAGAAUAUGUGAUGCAGGGAAAGGUUUUAUGUCCAGGCCGGAAAAUCUGGAGGCGGAGGAGCCUUGUCGCUGUCUUCCCAACUUCCAGUGCUCUCUCAUCAACUGUGAGUUUUGUGAGAAGAUCCCCUCCUGCCGACCCGGAUAUGGACUCGAGGUUGAACCAGAAUCCAGAAAUGGAAGGAAGAUUUGCGUUCCGUGUAAGAAAGGAUUCUUUUCUGCGGACAACAACACCAAACAAUGCAAACAGUGGACUAAUUGUAAGGCAGAGGGCAGGAGUGAGACGCGAGCAGGCAGCGCUCAAGCCGAUGCUGUGUGUGGACCACCAGUCUCCAGUGCCGCCCCGUCCUGGGUGAUAGUGUCAGUGUUGUCAGCCAUCACCAUCCUUUGUCUCCUCAUCCUCUUCCUCUUUUGUUAUAAAGACAAACUCAAGUUACUCUCUUUUAAUCUGCGAUCAUGUGUUCAGAACCUGAAAAGGACCAGGAUACAGCAGGAGACUUUGGCCCCUCUUUACCAAAGUGGGGCAGCAGGCGGUCUCAAAUACAUCCCAUGUGAGACAACCAAACUCUUCUGCCAAGCCCCUCACACUAAAACCGGUGACGAGCCCCCUUGCACCUUACUCCCCUGCACUCCAGCCGCUGCCGUCUCCCUCCCUCAGCCCCAGGAAAGGACCACCGAUGCGAAUGACGGCCCUCAGAGGGAGACAGUGACAGAGGGACAGAGCGAAAGUUCCGGCGGCCCUGAGGAAGUUUCCGAAGAAGAGGAACUCACAAGCGUCUCUCCACUGUUGCCGGGUUCCUGCAUAUGCAGCAUUCAGGUCCGGGAGCCUCUGGAAGUCGGGGAGAAUGAGGACUGUAGCCAAGCUGUCAGUCCAGGGACCCCCUGGACUUGCUCCUGCGGUGGUCUAUAUGCAACAAAGAGACCGGAGGAGGAGAAGAGUGCAAGAGUCAGCGACGCACACAUGGUCAAGAGUGAAAAAAGCAUUGCCUCUCUUGUGUCCUUUUCACCACCUCUCCAUCGCUCUUCCUCGGUCAGUCCUCCAUCAAGUUCAGUUCCUGAGCUUUGUGUGCCUUUGAGCAAGGCUAGGGCAAAAACAGAGUUCAAAGGUCACCUGAAAGACAUGUCAACAGUAAAGCAGAAGGGAUAUUACAGACUGGAAAGCACAGAUUCCUCCUCCGCAGAGAACAGCGGGCCCCCCGUGAUGACCUCAGUCAGCCCUUUAAAGACCUCCUCAUCGAUUGGAGAUGUCUACACAGAAAAGCCUCAGGAGGCCUCCAAUACGGAGCAAGGCUACAGAGCCUCCUGGGAGGACAGCAGAGGAAAAACACUCCUGUCGGCGGACACAGCGCUCGAGUGUCCCCCUGGAAGCCUGCAGAGUCAGCCUGCAGAACCAACUCUUACCUCAGGUCAAGUAUCGGGGAAUCACAACACGACCUUCAUCUCCAGCGGUCAGGUGGUGAACUUCAGCGGUGAUGUCAUCGUUGUUUACGUCGGUCAGACGUCUCUCGAAAGUGACGAUGCGCCGCUGGAAGAUGACUUCUCAAGUCCUGUCCAAGAGCAGGCCAAUGAGACCGCCUCGUUUUUCCAGAGUAGCCUGAGGUCAGUGGGAGACUUUGUUACCCAGAGGCCAUUGCGGGACGACACGAAGCAGGCCCAAAAAAUGACUGCGUGAAUGUCACAAUGGAAACCAAAGCAGAUGAACACUGAUGCUCUCGAAACAUCUAUCUUUUACAAACUCUUGGUUGGAAUAAAAGGGUUUAAGAAAUGCUUUCAGCCCAAUGUUGAACCGUGGCAUCUCGACGAGUCAAAAAUACACCAUUGGAUUCAUGAAACAAAUUUGAAGCUUCAUUAAGAACAUAUAGUAGGUACAUUUCAGUUAAAAGGGAUCAUUUGACACUUUGCUCGUCUGGAAAAUCCAAAUGUCUGCAAUGCGGAAGACAUGCUUAGAAGCCUUUGUAAAAUUGUAGCCAUGAAAGAAAAUAUUUUCACGGUAGGAAAUUUAAUCUACUAGCUACAUUAGAAGGGAGAUGUCAAAACUUGUUGAAGAAAAACAUGAACUCGCAUUUCUCAGAGUAACUUUCUUAGACCAAAAACUUUUUUUUUAUAUAAAUAUAUAUAAUAAAGAGACACAUCCAGUUUUGGUACGAAUCUUGUUUUCUUUCCUUGUAUGAUUUUGUUUUCAUACUGCACAAUCUGUGCAGUUUCUCUUGGAAAAAUGCUAUGCAUUUGAUAAACUAUUUUUAUUUGGAGUAUGUUUUAACAUGCAGGCUUUACUGAAGAUAAGGAAUAUGUGUUUAUAGUAAUUUGUUUGAAACAAAUUUACAAAGUUGCAUUGUAUAUGUAUUAAUUCCUACUUUUUUUGACAAAAAGCAUACUGUAUAUGUGAAGAAUGAAUAUUCCAGCCAUUUAUGUUAGCCACAGGGACAAUCAAAAGAAUUGCAACGGGUGACCCAAUGAAUAUUUUGACUGAAAUUAAAAUCUUUUGCAUCUCAACCCUUCAAA